Colias croceus (clouded yellow) is the source of this 2318-nucleotide messenger RNA. Its product is annotated as glucose dehydrogenase [FAD, quinone]-like. The transcript has 4 exons. The coding region runs from base 27 to 1955 and encodes 642 amino acids. NCBI's taxonomy places the organism in Eukaryota, Metazoa, Arthropoda, Insecta, Lepidoptera, Pieridae. Gene Ontology annotation, molecular function: oxidoreductase activity, acting on CH-OH group of donors; flavin adenine dinucleotide binding. The record is from RefSeq and is a predicted model, not a curated record.
UAAGUACUUUACAACAAGUUAGCAAAAUGAGUUUAUGGUUACCACCAGAUAUAGCCCCAAUCUGCGCAACCGCACAUGCAAAUCUUACACAGUGCUCUUCAACAGGCUUUCUUUAUUUGGCUCUAGUGACUCAACUCUUUGGUAAUACUACAUAUAAUAGCUAUCCCGAAUACAACCAAGAUAAUGCACACAUGUGUGAAGAAAACAAAGACACAAAUAAUGCUGAAGAAGAUAAUAUUAAGAACAUUGAUGAUGGAAAUAAGAAAUACGACUAUAUAAUAGUUGGAGCUGGUUCUGCAGGCUGUGUACUUGCUAACAGAUUAUCUGAAGAUGAAGAUCAAGAGAUUUUACUUUUGGAAGCCGGUUUGGAAGAACCAGAUGUAACAAUGGUGCCAGCCCUUCCAGGAUUAUUGGCUAACUCCAAGAUCGACUGGAUGUAUAAAACUCAGCCGGAAGAAACUAACUGUUUAUCGCAAAAAGGCCAAUCUUGUCCUACAUUAAGAGGCAAAACAAUGGGUGGGUCUAGUGCUGUAAAUUAUAUGGUGUAUAUGAGAGGUAGUAAGAUAGAUUAUGAUAAUUGGGCCAAAGACGGCAACGAAGGUUGGAGUUAUGACGAGGUCUUACCAUACUUUAAAAAAUCUGAAAAUUAUCGAUACGCUGAAACCAUCGAUACCGAAUAUCAUGGAAUUGGUGGUCCAUUGAACGUCGAAAGAUUUUCUUACGUUGAUGAAGUAUCCGUUAUGCUUGUAAACGCUUAUAAUGAAAAGGGUUUACCAAUUAUUGAUUUAAGUAAAGACAGCAAAGUUGGCGUAGAUAUAAAUCUGUCUACAUCUAAAGACGGUAAACGACAAUCAGCUAAUGUUGCAUUUAUAAAGCCGAUAAGGAAUAAGAGAGAGAACUUACAAAUCAUAACAGAUGCAUUUGUUACUAAAGUAAUUAUAGACGAGUUUACAAAAACGGCAAUUGGGAUAGAAUAUUAUAAAAAUGGAACAUUUCAUAAAGUUUUUGCUGAAAAGGAAGUUAUAGUAAGCGCUGGUUCAAUUAAUUCGCCAAAAUUACUUAAAUUAUCUGGCAUCGGACCGAAAGCGGAACUAGAAAGUCUUAACAUUCCCGUUUUAGCCGAUUUGAAAGUUGGAUAUAAUCUUCAUGAUCAUGUCACAACUGACGGUCUCACAGUUGCACUAACCAAUGAAUGUGAAACAUUAAAAACACAAGAAGAAUUGCUAAGUGAAAUAUUCAACUAUUAUGUUCAAAAUGAAACUAAAGAUGGUCCCUUGUCUACAACAUCGACUAUUAAUAGUGUCGCAUUUAUAAAGACAAGCUAUGAAAAGGAAAAUGCACCAGAUAUCCAAAUUCAUAGUGAUGGUAGGAAUGUGGCUGAAUAUAUCGCAGAUCCGAGUACAUAUAUGGCAACAAAUGUUUUCCCCUUAUCUUUCUAUGAUGGCAUUGCACCUAGACCAUUGCUGCUUACUCCAAAAAGUAGAGGUUAUAUCUUGCUUAAUAUGACAGAUCCCACAUUUGGGGCACCAUUGAUUUACCCAGGCUACCUUAAAGAGCAAGAAGAUAUAGAUAGAUUAGUCGAGGCUAUAAAAUUCUUAUUAAGUUUAGAAGAUACAGAAAGUUUCAGGCAAUGUGGUGCUAGAUAUGUUAAAAUACCAGUAGAAGGUUGUACUGAUUAUGAAUGGGGUACAUAUGAAUAUUUUGUUUGUAUAUUAACACACCGUACGGCGACUAUUUACCAUCCAGUAGGGACUUGUAAAAUGGGGCCAGCUGAAGAUCCAGACGCUGUUGUAGAUCCAAGGCUGAGAGUGUACGGUAUCGAAAGAUUGAGAGUGGUUGAUUCUGCUAUCAUACCCAAAAUUGUCAGAGGCAAUUUGAAUGCCCCAACAAUAAUGAUAGCAGAAAAGGCUAGCGACAUGAUUAAAAAGGACCGUGCUGAUUUAAAUGUGGAGUAAAGGAGAUUGUUUUCUUUAUUACAUCUGUCACUGAAAUUAUAUUGUAACAAGUACAAAAUUAUUUUACGAUUGAAUAAUCUGUUCUAGGUCACCCAUAAUUACUUACCAGGCAAUCCUCGUGACACUAGACCAGUUUCCUUAAUAGCACUAUUUGACCUUAAUUGUAAAAAUCUUGCUGGGCACUGUACAUUGUUACGUAAUAUACGAUUCACUGAGUUGCUCGUAAAUAUAGGAAAUGGUCGGCUGUUUGUAUAGAGAUGAGCGAGUAGAUUACUUUUUUCACUCCCUCCUUUUCUUUAUUUUAUUGAACGCCUCGUUAGGAUGGCUAGGGUUGCCAAUAAUAUUAUCCUGGCAUACGAUUAG